UGAGGCCCCGUCCCAUAACCCGCGGCCGCGGCGGCGCCGGCCUCUCCCGCGGAGUCCGCACGCCCGGCGGGCCUCGCAGCUACGCGAGGGCGACAGCAAGGCCCGAGGCCUGGGCCCCGGAGCCGAACCCCCAGCCCCACACGAGUCAGACGCCGUCUUUGGAGGAGAUGGAAGGCCAGGAGCGGCCGGCGCCCCCCGCCAGCCCGUUUGCGGACGGGCACCUGGUCCUGUGGACUCUGUGCUCGGUGCUGCUGCCCGUGCUCAUCACCUUGUGGUGCAGCGUCCAGCGGUCGCGCCGGCAGCUGCACCGCAGGGACAUCUUCCGCAAGAGCAAGCACGGCUGGCGCGACACGGACCUAUUCAGCCAGCCCACCUACUGCUGUGUGUGCGCGCAGCACAUCCUGCAGGGAGCCUUCUGCGACUGCUGUGGGCUGCGCGUGGACGAGGGCUGCCUCAAGAAGGCGGACAAGCGCUUCCCCUGCAAGGAGAUCAUGCUUAAGAGUGACAGCAAGGCCUUGGACGCCAUGCCCCACCACUGGAUCCGGGGAAACGUCCCCCUGUGCAGUUACUGUGUAGUUUGCAAGCAACAGUGCGGCAACCAGCCCAAGCUCUGCGAUUACAGGUGCGUUUGGUGUCAGAAAACAGUACAUGAUGAGUGUAUGAAAAAUAGCUUAAGGAAUGAAAAGUGUGAUUUUGGAGAAUUCAAAAACCUCAUCAUUCCACCAAGUUAUUUAACCUCCAUUAAUCAUAUGCGUAAAGACAAAAAAACAGAUUAUGAAAUGCUAGCCUCUAAACUUGGAAAGCAAUGGACUCCAUUAAUAAUUCUGGCCAACUCUCGUAGUGGAACUAACAUGGGAGAAGGAUUGCUGGGAGAAUUCAGGAUCCUCCUAAAUCCCGUCCAGGUUUUUGAUGUUACUAAAACUCCCCCCAUCAAAGCCCUACAACUUUGUACUCUUCUUCCCUAUGACUCAGCUCGAGUUCUUGUCUGUGGAGGGGAUGGGACUGUUGGCUGGGUCCUGGAUGCCCUUGACGAAAUGAAGAUUAAGGGACAAGAGAAAUACAUUCCACAAGUUGCAGUCUUGCCUCUGGGAACAGGCAAUGAUCUAUCCAAUACCUUGGGGUGGGGUACAGGUUAUGCGGGAGAAAUCCCAGUUGCACAAGUCUUAAGAAACGUGAUGGAAGCAGAUGGAAUUAAACUAGAUAGAUGGAAAGUUCAAGUAACAAAUAAAGGAUACUACAACUUAAGAAAACCCAAGGAAUUCACAAUGAACAACUAUUUUUCUAUUGGACCUGAUGCUCUCAUGGCCCUCAAUUUUCACGCUCAUCGUGAGAAGGCCCCAUCUCUGUUUUCUAGCAGAAUUCUUAAUAAGGCUGUUUACUUAUUUUAUGGAACCAAAGAUUGUUUAGUGCAAGAAUGUAAAGAUUUGAAUAAAAAAGUUGAGCUAGAGCUGGAUGGUGAGCGAGUAGAACUGCCGAAUUUGGAAGGCAUUAUCGUCCUGAAUAUCGGCUACUGGGGUGGAGGCUGCAGACUGUGGGAAGGGAUGGGAGACGAGACCUACCCUCUAGCCAGGCAUGAUGACGGUUUAUUGGAAGUUGUUGGAGUAUAUGGGUCUUUCCACUGUGCUCAGAUUCAAGUGAAACUGGCGAAUCCUUUUCGAAUAGGACAAGCACAUACAGUUCGACUGAUCUUGAAGUGCUCGAUGAUGCCAAUGCAGGUAGAUGGGGAGCCGUGGGCCCAGGGGCCCUGCACUGUCACCAUAACCCACAAGACACACGCACUCAUGUUGUAUUUCUCUGGAGAACAAACGGAUGACGACGUCUCUAGUACUUCAGACCAAGAGGAUACAAAGGAAACUGAGUAGAUGGAGGAGGAUGUGAGGACUUAGUGUAGAAUCCUCGCAAACAACCAGAUACCCAUUCAUCCAAAAUAGAACUCUGUCAACUAGCUUAGUCUUCAUUUCAUCAAUAGUAGAGUGGGUAUACAUUUAUGUAAAUAGCAUUCCAAAAACAGCCAGACCUCCGGUUGUUUACAAAUGCGUGGUCUUUCUGCAGCAAACACUUUGACCAUACAGCACUAGCUAAAAGUCACAGAACGUUCCACAAAGGCUCUGUGUCUGAGGGUAGGCUCGCUGACAUGUGCGCUCCCUCCCAUUCCUUAUUCUUGAACCACACAGUGGAUUGGACAUGUAUAUCCAGCAAGGUGUGGGUGGAAAAUCAUUGCCAUUUUAAUGUUUAAUGUGAUGACACUGUAAUAUUUAAAAAUGACUUGCUUUUUUGAAAGGAGAUGGUUGGUGUCAAACCAGCAUGGUUCAUGCUGGGCAUCCUCCUGCAGCACGCCUCUUAAGACUUCUUGCAGCCCAGCACCAAGUCGACACAUAAAUAUCUACUCCAGGAAACCCUAAAAGGAGAAAUGGAAAAGGAAGGCAAAACUCAGAUUUUUUGUUUUAAAUUUUAUUUUAAGGACACUUUCAGUCUCCUAUUGUUUGGUUAACUGUUAAUGACCGAGUUGAGCUGAAAUCUGCCAUCUUGUUAUACUCCAGUAUAGCUGAAAGGGAACCACCUAGGUGAAUUAUAAAAAUCAACAUUCAGAGCACUUUGUAUUGAAAGUUACAAGUUUCAGGACUUCCCUGGCAUUCUAGUGGUUAAGACAACAUGCUUCCACUCCAGAGGGUAUGGGGCUCAAUCCCAGGUCAGGGAACUAAGAUCCCACCUGCCGGGUGGCAGUCAAAAACAAAAAAAGUUAGAAGUUUCAAAUCGGACUGUUCACCAACUUCUCUUGAUUAAAAGACAGUGUCAACAAUUCAAACAAAAUGUACUAAGGAAAAUUUACCAGUCAGGUUAAUUGCUCAAAACAAGUUCAAUAUUGAUUGAUAACAUUUUAAAAAUUUGGUGGUCUUGCAGUAUUUUGAAAUACAAGAGUAUAUCCAAAGUACUUAACAGAAUUUUCCCUUGGGGAAAUGGAUAUAGAAUCCUCUGCUAAAAUGUUUAUAUAUUUAUUUUAAAAUGAGAGAUAUAUUUUUUUUACUUAUUUAUUUUCUUCACUGUGGUAUACUUGUGUUUAGUGUUUACAAUAUGUUACUUUAUUUAAUAAGUUAAAUUGAUCAUAAAUUCUGCUACUCGCAGAUAGAAAUGUAGCCUAAGUAAUAAUUAAAACCCUAAUUUAAUUCUUCUGAUAGAUAUAUUAUUUGGAUAUUCUCAUUCUUCAGAAAUAUUCCGAGGGUGCACUUCUGCUGCUCCCCAACCUGCUCCCUCAGGUUCCACAGCGAGGCUGCCCCAGGGGGCCUCCAGCCUGGUAUUUUUAGGACAGAUGGCCCAUUUGUGGAUUUGGUGGUCUUUUAUGCCAUUAAUCUCUGAAGAAUCAGAGUGUAUCUUCCACCAAACACCAUUAGCUCCCCUUAAAGAUCUGUUAAUGAAUUGUGUCGUCUAUUAUGAGUUGCCAGAAACUUAAAUUUCAGUCACCUUCAGGCCCAGGCCAUGUUCUGAAGGAAUAACUAAGAAAUGUAUACAGUAGUGGUCAGUUACAUUAGAAUGCUUUUAUUUUGCUUAAAGUAAUCUCUUCCAGAUCUCAAUGUGAACAGCUAAAUUCUAGUAUUGUAAGAUUUUGUGAGAAGAUCUGUUUUCACCUUAUUCACACACCAUUCACAGUAGUUACCUGUGGUGGUGGUGGGAGAGUCUGCAGAUGGGCUGGUCAUGUUUUGAGUAUAAUGAGCUUCAUUCUUUAAUUUGUGAUCAAAAUUGUUACCGAUAUCACAUUUUAUAAAUAUACUGUUAGAUUCACUUUGCUUUAGGCUAUAUUUUAUCUAUAAUUCAUAGUGCUAAUUAUAGAAUAAUCAAAGUAAAUAGUUAUUAGGGGGUAUCAGAAUUAAAAUAAUCAAAAUAACUAUAUAGUUUUUUUUUAUUUUUAAAACUGUAUUCUAGCUAUAAUGUUACAUUGGAUUUAGAACAGAGUCAUAUAAAACACCCUUAUUUACUUAAAAAAAAAUUGGUCUUUUAUUUUCAUAAUCCACUGAAAUUUGACCUUCAUGAAGUUUAUCUGUUAACCUUAUUCACUCAUUCAGACUUAAUUUUUUUAGGAAAGUUACUUCAGAAUAUCAUAUCAUAAAACCUAUUUUAGAAAAAUUCUCUAACUUUUUAGGCACAUUUACCCAGCAUUUCAAAUAAAUGUAUAGGCAUGUACCUUGUUUUAAAUAAAUACAAUUUAUAAGAUUCAUGUUUGCAAGUUACAUAUUAGGGUAGCAAUUGUUUGACACUACCAGAGUCCACACUUUACAAAAAAUGAUUUGCCAUAGAAUUUUUCUGUUCCAUUUUAAACUAUUCUGAUUAAAAAAAAAUAGUAACUUCUAAAUUCUCAGGAAGAAAUAUGUGAAUUAAAGCUUGUAUUCAUGUCUGUUUUCAGAUUUCUCCUUUUAUUGUUCUAAUACAGUUCCUAGCUCCUUGCUUAGUAGCUUAAAUACUGAAUGCCUGGCAGCUCUUAGGGAUCCUGUAAGUAGAUGAUGAUAAUUUUCAGUUUAAUUUUUUUGUUUGUUUGUUUAAUGGGAAUCAAACUGACUUGUGUUGUAACAUACAAGUUGUCUAAUGGUAAGAUUACAUGAUCCUAAAGGUGUUUUAAGUUUUCUGCAACUAUUAGCUGUGAACCCUUACUGUAGCUAACGUUUAUAAAAUUUUAUAGUCAAAAUUAUUUAUUUUUAUUUUUUUAGGAUGUGUCAAAAACGUGUAGUAUUUGCUUUUUGAAAUAUGUUUGCCUACCUAGAGUUGGAAAAUAUACUGUGACUCAGAAAUUGUAAACAGUCCUUUUUGCUGUAAAAAUGAAUACUACCAGCAUGUCAAAAGAAAAAUAGUGUGCAUUUGUAAUAUAAAGUAAAAUUGUACUUAAUGUAUAUUAUGGAAUUUUAAAUUUGCACUGACCAAAAAAUUUAAAGGUGAUAUUAAUUUACAGAUACACAUGGAUCCGAAUACGUAAUUUGUACUUGUUCAGCCGAAAAGGUCAACAGAAUGGGUGAUAAUUUUAUGUGGUUUUCCCUCGAGCUGAUAAUACUGAAACAAGAACCAGCACUUUAUAUUCAUACUUUUUUAAAGAAAUUAUACCUAAUUUGGGAUAGGAACGUAGGUAGAUUUAUUAAAAAUUUCUAGAAAUUUAAAAAGAAAAAAUAGUGUUGUUACUCUAUCUCAAUCUGAAUGAAGGUCUAUUCUCAGCAACAAGACAGAAGAGGUUGUUUUGGUUUUGCCUUUUAAAAGUAUAUCCCUGCCUUUCUCAGAUUUUCCCUUGGAGGCUUGUCUCCUGUUCCUCAGAAUACGCUCUGCAGGCUGUCUGUAGUAUCAGAAUCACCAUGGGAGCUGGUUGACAGUGUGGCUGCCUGAGCCCAGGAACCAGCCCUUGACUUCAGGAAGCAGGGUCUCUGGAGAUAAGGGACAUCUGCACCCGUGCUUCUUAUGCAACCAAAACGUUAAAGUUACUCAUCUGUACCUCCUGUGUUCACCUGGGGCUUUUGCCUGAUAAGAUACCAUACAGAAAAUUUGAAUUAAUUGGAUAUUCUUAAAUUGUUUUUCCUUUAAAGGAACUCUGAAAAAUGUGUUCAUAUCCUAUCCAAAUUGAUAAGCUGUAUUACAUAAAAGUUGGUAGCCCCAGGUUUUCCUGUGGAGCUGUGUAGGUUUGGGGCUGUGAUCCGUGGAGUCUUGGAGGACAGGCAGUGCUUCGGGGCCAGUGGAAUGGACCCCUGGAGGGCCCCUGCUUUCUCCCCAUGCUGGGGUGCUGCUUUAGAUCAGAUUUCAGUAGAUAAAGCACUUCCUUUUCAAAAAAAAAUUCCAGUAUUCUUUCAAAGAGUUUGGAAGCCAUUAUAAUGAUUUUGUCACCUGGUUAAUUUUCUACUGAUUUUUACAUUAAAAAGUAUUUUGGAUAUUUAGUUGCUGCUUGGAAUACGGCCACUUGGCUACUUCUCACAUUUUGAAGGCAUUUUGUUGAAUAGUAAAGCACUGACUUAGCCUCUGUUCCUCGUACUUCUAAUUUUAGUAAAGUAUAGAAAUGGUCGUGUAUUUAAUUCAUUUUAGUUUUGUAAAUACACACACAUUUACCUUCAUGGCCCUGACAGUACAGUCAGUGCAUGAGGCUCACAGGUUUCAAAAAGGUAUAUUCUUAGGUUCUGGAGAAAGAAUCAAAAAUUCACCCUCUAAUAUGGACGUUCACAAAACUUAAUGAUUGAGGUUAGUCGUCUACAGAAAUGUCUGCAGAAAAUGUCACCUAAAGGCUAUAAAUUUAAGUGUACUGCUGAUGGUAGACCUAGGACACUUCCUCAGUCUCUGCAAACAUCCCCCAAGCCACUUCACCGCUAAAGGGAAAUGUCAAAGCAGAAUGCGCUUUAGAAGGUAAACUACAGGAAGUCGCCAUCUCGUGGGGCUUUUUGAUGACUGACCAAAAACGUGGAAGAGAGCUGGAAAGUUAGGUUGCUUUCCUUGUUGCUCUGCCGCUGUCCAGGCAGAGGGCCUCCCUGAUCAGAUGAGGAGCCCGGGCUGUCUGAGCAGAUUCCUACAGUAAGGAAGGGCACUUUGUGUACCUGGGUGACGACGGCUCAUGAGAACACUUGCUCUUAGUACUCCCGUUCUGGCACUCUUUCUCUCCAAUUUGAUCAACUUGAAUGAGCCCAACAUAAAUGGGAACCCUGACUUUAAUUGUGUUUUGUGCAAGUGUAGAGCAGCCGGAUCCCUGGCCCUUAUGACUGCGGGUGAACGGCCUGAACUGGCUCUUGUGAACCACAGUGUCCAGGACGAGCAGCUCAAGCAGCCAGCUGGUCCUGCACACUUUCUGCCCCCUUGGCCUCCAUACUGCGUCCCUAUCAUGAGUCACCCUGUGUUAACUGUUUUCGUUGUGUUGGGUCUAUAAUGUGGUCAAUGCUUGACAGAGAAACGUGAAUUAAAGCAUUUGAUGUUGAAGAUGUUUGCUUGUUUUUUAAUAAAAUGUAAAGCAUAGCA
Molecule: messenger RNA, 6963 nt
Organism: Dama dama (fallow deer)
Lineage: Eukaryota; Metazoa; Chordata; Mammalia; Artiodactyla; Cervidae
Gene: DGKE
Product: diacylglycerol kinase epsilon
Exons: 12
Coding region: 168-1862 (564 amino acids)
Molecular function (GO): ATP-dependent diacylglycerol kinase activity
Source: RefSeq, a predicted model, not a curated record